Emiliania huxleyi CCMP1516 is the source of this 768-nucleotide messenger RNA. RefSeq lists its product as hypothetical. The transcript is spliced from 4 exons. Lineage: Eukaryota; Haptophyta; Isochrysidales; Noelaerhabdaceae. Bases 1 to 768 code for a protein of 255 amino acids. The record is from RefSeq and is a predicted model, not a curated record.
AUGCAGCGCUUGUCUGUCGUUCUCCACACCGCCGUGGCGUGGCAGACGGUGAACGAGCUAGCGUGCGGGGACAGCGGCAUUGUGCACGGAGCUAAGAGGCCAAAUAUACUCUGCUUCCUCUUUGACGACUACGAUGGUGUGAACAUGAGCGUGUACCCAGGGGGGCUUGCAGCGGGCUCGCAACCCAACUUGGAGAGGGGCGAUAUGGCACCUCUUGCUAUAGCUCUGUCUGCCGUGGUGAAAGCUAUGCCCAACCAGUUCAAUGUCCCGCUUGAACACGACCGGUCGAACAUCGGUGCACUUUUGGCGGAUGCGGGCUAUGCCACGGGCUUUACAGGCAAGUUCCAUGUUGGGCCCUUGUGGACGCAAGAGCAGCUGCUUGAGUACUCCAGCGCGAACCAUAGCGACCGGUUAGGCAUGAGCAAUCUCUUCUGCCGGAAUGAGCUGACUGCUCGGGAGAUCAUCCGGCGGACAUACGGCUUCACCUGGGCGAAACAUGUCUACGACCAGAAUAUGCGUCAGCCAUUCGCAGAGCACAACCCGGACUGGACCCUCGCUGCGGCACACGAAUUUCUUGAGGCACAUCAGCAGCAGGCGUUUUAUUUACACGUGUGCACUACCCUGAUGCAUGGGACUCCAGGAAGUUGGGCGCGGGCGCUGGACUUUCCAGCCGUCUCGGGGGAGGGGCUUCUUGGUGAAAGCACGCUGCCGCGAAGAUAUAAUGUGACACCUUUAGGCACUUACGGACCGAUCUAUAGCUUGCUUUAG